CUUCCCCCCCCCUCCACUGGAUACACUGGGGAAAUCCAAUCGGCAUGGCAAUUUCAGAUCUACUCAACCGGCGCAUGCAAGCGCGGCCGGACGAUGACGAAGAGGUUUAUUCCGAAGGCUCAGGCAGCGAAAACAGCGCCAAUGGAUCAGACUCAGACGACUCCGACAACUCCGACAAUGCACCCUCAGCAUCAGACAUGGAGUCAGAUCUAGGCGAAGAAGACGAGGAAUCCGACGAUGCCUCCGAAGGCGACUCCUCCCCCCCCAAAGAAGCAGACGAUUUCCAGUCCUCCCUCAACAGCAUCUCAUUCGGCGCCCUAGCCAAAGCCCAAGCCUCCCUGGGCCCCAAAAGCAAACGCACCAAGCAGACCGCAGAAGCAGGUAAAAGUGAAGACUCCCCGCUAGACGACAUCCGGGCGCGCAUCCGCGAAGCGCGCGAGCAGAAACGCACCGCUUCAUCGUCCUCGUCAUCAAAAGGCAAAUAUGACUCGGAGAAGAAGCAGCUCUCCCGCUCCUCGAAACACGCCCCCGCAGUGCAGACCUCCAAGCGCGCCGUCUCCCGCAAGCGCACCGUCGUCGAGCCGCCCGCUAUCCAAAAAUCGCGCGACCCGCGCUUUGACCCCACCGUUCUCAGCCAGGGCGGCGGGCAGCAUAACCCCGAGGCUGCGCUCAAGGCGUACGCAUUCCUAGACGAGUACCGCUCUGCGGAGCUGAAGGAGAUGAAGGAGAAGCUCCGGCGGACGAAGAAUCCGGCGGAGAAGGAGGCCCUGCAGCGGAGUAUUCGGUCCGCGGCGGAUCGGGAGCGUGCGAUUGCGAAUCGCCGACGCGAGAAGGAUGUGGUUGCUGAGCAUAAGAAGCGCGAGAAGCAGCUUAUCCGUGAGGGCAAGAAGAGUAACCCUUACUUCUUGAAGAAUUCGGAGAUGAAGAAGCAGGUCUUGCUUAAGAAGUAUGAUAACAUGAACUCGAAGGAGAGGACGAAGGCGUUGGAGCGCAGACGCAAGAAGGUCGCCUCUAAGGAGAGGAAGCAGAUGCCGAUGGAUCGGAGGGGGUUGGAUGAUGGUGGUGCUGAGGAGCCUAGGAAACGGCGACGUAUGGAUUAGUUUGAGCCUGUGUUGUCUUUUGAACGCUAUUGCUUUUAUUUACCAUUGAGGUAUCGCUUUUAUUUACCCUUAAGAUAUCU
Aspergillus candidus is the source of this 1180-nucleotide messenger RNA. It is a transcript of the gene rrp36, whose product is annotated as putative pre-rRNA processing protein. Gene Ontology annotation, cellular component: 90S preribosome; nucleolus. Lineage: Eukaryota; Fungi; Ascomycota; Eurotiomycetes; Eurotiales; Aspergillaceae. Bases 45 to 1100 code for a protein of 351 amino acids. The transcript has a single exon. The record is from RefSeq and is a predicted model, not a curated record. Gene Ontology annotation, biological process: maturation of SSU-rRNA from tricistronic rRNA transcript (SSU-rRNA, 5.8S rRNA, LSU-rRNA).